Lepus europaeus (European hare) is the source of this 2824-nucleotide messenger RNA. RefSeq names its product FYVE, RhoGEF and PH domain containing 4 (gene FGD4). Gene Ontology annotation, cellular component: cytoplasm. NCBI's taxonomy places the organism in Eukaryota, Metazoa, Chordata, Mammalia, Lagomorpha, Leporidae. Gene Ontology annotation, molecular function: metal ion binding; guanyl-nucleotide exchange factor activity. The transcript is spliced from 17 exons. Gene Ontology annotation, biological process: cytoskeleton organization; filopodium assembly. The coding region runs from base 78 to 2618 and encodes 846 amino acids. The record is from RefSeq and is a predicted model, not a curated record.
GGCCGCCUCAGGAAGCAGGGGAGACGCUCCACGGAAGGGCCAAGGCGCGGCUGGCUGCCGUGUGAGCCGAGCCUCUUAUGGGGGGCUGCAACAGUACCUGUCCAAAGAUCGCCUUGGUUCCCCCUGGUUUGACGAGCAGCACUGCCAGUCUGGUCGAUCGGCGCGUGCGUCAUGACGCGGCUCAGGGGAUAAAUGGGAAGACGCCGGCCAAGCGCGCAGCUGCGAGUCCAAAGCCGCAAGUGCCUCCAAAGCCAUUACACCUGCAGAACUCACCUUCGCCCAGUAAACACCAAAAUCCCGGGCUCAAAGCUUUAUCUAGUGCACAACCGAGGAUGGAGGAGAUUAAGCCUUCCUCCGCUCCUUGUGUCUCAAAAGAAAAGCCCAGUAAGGUAUCCGAUCUCAUCAGCCGCUUUGAAGGAGGCAGUGUGUUAUCAAAUUGUACUGAUUUGAAGAAAGAUUCCGCUGCGAACCCAAAUGCUCCCAGAACCCCCGCAAGGCACGGACUGACAGCCUCCCCGCCACAAAAGCUGCUCUCCCCGCCCCCGCCCCACCCACUAGGCAAUGGUGCCAGCCAGACUCAGGGCCCCCAGACUUGCGUGGCUAACGGUGUGAUGGCCGCAAAGGGUCAGACCUUGAGCGCCGAGGACAAAGCAGCCCUGCUGAGCGCCGAGGCGCCCACGCAGCCUUCCCAACCUUUGCUUGAUGCGCACAUGGUGAACGGAGAGGGAGACGCGGCGGCCCCUGGCCCUGCAUCACCUGCCGCCGCCGACGACUGUGAUGGGAUCGCUUCGGAGGCCGGCGGUGGCUCCCAGCUGCCCCUAGCAGGAGCGGUGGACUUGGAAGCCAAGGCACAGGAGAGGGACGAUGGAGAGAGCCCUCUAGACCCGGAGCAGCCGGACCAGCCGGCGGAGCUGAAGGAGACUAAUGAGCAAAAACUUCACAAAAUCGCCAAUGAACUGUUGCUCACAGAAAGAGCUUAUGUCAGCCGGCUGGACCUCUUAGAUCAGGUCUUUUAUUGCAAGCUCUUGGAAGAAGCAAACCAAGGCUCCUUUCCAGCAGAGAUGGUGAAUAAAAUCUUUUCUAACAUUUCCUCCAUCCAUGCCUUCCAUAGUAAGUUCCUGCUGCCAGAGCUGGAGAAACGAAUGCAGGAAUGGGAGACCACCCCUCGGAUCGGGGACAUUCUUCAGAAACUGGCACCGUUCCUCAAGAUGUAUGGAGAGUAUGUGAAGGGGUUUGACAACGCGAUGGAGUUGGUUAAAAACAUGACGGAGCGCGUGCCUCAGUUCAAAGCAGUGGUUGAAGAAAUUCAGAAGCAGAAGAUCUGCGGGAGCCUGACGCUGCAGCACCACAUGCUGGAGCCCGUGCAGCGGAUCCCCCGCUACGAGAUGCUGCUCAAAGACUACCUGAGGAAGCUGCCCGCUGGGUCCCCGGACUGGAACGACGCCAAAAAAUCACUUGAAAUUAUAUCUACAGCAGCAAGCCAUUCUAAUAGUGCAAUAAGAAAAAUGGAGAACCUAAAGAAACUCUUAGAGAUCUAUGAAAUGUUGGGAGAAGAAGAAGACAUUGUAAAUCCUUCGAAUGAACUCAUAAAAGAAGGGCAGAUCCUCAAACUGGCUGCUCGGAACACGUCGGCACAAGAACGCUACCUUUUCUUGUUCAACAACAUGCUGCUCUACUGCGUGCCCCGGUUCAGCCUGGUGGGCUCUAAAUUCACCGUUCGAACCAGAGUUGGCAUUGAUGGGAUGAAAAUCGUAGAGACGCACAAUGAAGAAUAUCCGCACACUUUCCAAGUGUCUGGGAAGGAGAGAACACUGGAACUGCAGGCCAGUUCUGAGCAAGACAAAGAAGAAUGGAUCAAGGCCCUGCAAGAGACUGUUGAUGCUUUUCAUCAAAGGCAUGAAACCUUCAGAAACGCAAUUGCAAAGGAUAACGACAUCCACUCCGAGGUUUCUACUGCUGAGCUGGGGAAGAGAGCCCCCAGGUGGAUCCGAGACAACGAGGUGACCAUGUGUAUGAAAUGUAAGGAGUCCUUCAACGCCCUGACCAGGAGAAGGCAUCACUGCAGGGCUUGUGGACAUGUGGUUUGUUGGAAGUGUUCCGACUACAAAGCUCAGCUCGAGUAUGAUGGUGGUAAAUGGAGCAAAGUCUGUAAAGACUGCUACCUAAUAAUCAGUGGAUUCGCAGACAGUGAAGAAAAGAAGAGGAGAGGAAUUUUAGAGAUCGAAUCUGCAGAAGUAUCUGGAAACAGCGUGGUGUGCAGCUUUCUUCAGUACAUGGAGAAGUCAAAACCCUGGCAGAAAGCUUGGUGUGUGAUCCCCAAGCAAGACCCUCUCGUGCUGUACAUGUACGGGGCCCCCCAGGACGUCCGAGCGCAGACCACCAUUCCCCUCCUGGGCUACAUCGUGGACGACCUGCCAAGGAGUGCAGACCUGCCACACAGCUUCAAACUGACCCAGUCCAAAUCUGUGCACAGUUUUGCUGCAGAUAGCGAGGAACUGAAACAGAAGUGGCUAAAAAUCAUCUUUUUAGCUGUCAAAGGUGAGACUCCAGAUGGUCCCAGUGAACACCUAGCCACCAUGGAUGAUCAUCCUGAACCCAAGAGAAAAUCAGACUGCUGAGCUCUGGACCAGCCACAGUGUGGGGGGUCUCAAGACUUACAGCCCAAGACAUUCCCAGCUCUCCUUCCUCAUCUCUUAGCACUUUAUGUUGGAAAUAGAGGCUCACAAAUGCAUCUCGGGGGACUAUUUUCCUAUGUUUAUGUACUCUUAGUGAAAUUAAUGUGCAGAGCCGUUCUCCUGAUAAAGUUUUGAAAUAAUGUGAAAAA